UUGCUGAUUGGUUUAGUGACGUGGUAGUGUUGAAUUUGAAAAGGCUUUUUCUAACUGUUGCACAGAGCGUGACGGCAAAUCAGAGGCAGAGGAUUGUUUUAUAAAAAAGUCAUUAUGGCACCCAGAAAACGAACCCAGAAUACAAAAAACAACAAGAAGAAUCCCAAAACGCACAAGCUAGAGGCUUUUCUGCUUGACUUUGACGAUGAAGUACAUACGAUUGUUGAAAGACUGAAGGAAAAGACCAACAACCUUCUGAAAGAUGCAGACAACCUUUACAAGACAGCGCUGAUCAAACUGCCUAUGGCAGUGAGAAAAAUGAACUGGAUAGAUUACUCCAAUGUAGACAAGCCAAAGUCACCAGUGGAUGAUUCAAAGGUAAGGGAGGAAGCAGCUCAAGUGGAACUUGCUAUUGCUGAGAAUCAUGCCAUUCCUUCCAAGUAUGCCACUAAAGAAGACAAAAACGGUGCAAACUCGGAGGAUGAAAACAUUGCGCCUCUCAAAACUGCAGUGAAAAAGAAAAAGGCUCCAAAAAAGGCACCUUCAACAUCCAAGAAGGCCAGGGCUCUCUCCAUUAGCAAACAGGGUAACACCAUCCAAAGGACUUCAAGAAAGCCUCUAGUCACUCCUGCUAGAAGUUUGCUCGAGUCUUCAAUCAUUGGUGCCACGCCACUCAUCACACCACGCUUUGACCCCAGAUUGCCCAAGACUCCAGCUGUGAGACUGGCACAGCACAAGGAGAAGGUGUAUAGCAUGUCCGUUAAUGGCUCGCCCAUUGCUGGGAGUGCGGAGGACAUCGUCAUUAGCGUUCCACUUGGAAAUGGAGAGUGUAUCCAGCUGCUGGCUAAUGAGAUGGACUCUGUGGACCUGAGCCAGCUGGAUGAAAAUGCCAUACGCAGUAUCAGAAACCUGCAGAAUCGGCUCACAACUCUUUGUGGAACGUCAAAGUGAACUAUUACAUUAGCUUUGUACAGUAUGCUCUCCUGUAAUUUUACUUCAAACCAGCAGCAUUUUAUACUUGUCAGCGCCAUUUUAUUCCUGCAUUAUAACAUUGUGUGGCCUGUACUUCAGUUUAAAUGAUUUCUUGAGCUUUUAAAUGGUAUGUAAAUAAUAUUAGUAGUUUUACGGUUCACAUAAUCUUUGAUGUAACACCUUUUGUAAAUAUGACUCAUAAACUACAAGAUUCCAUAUCUCUAAUGUACAUUUUUUUCCUCACACUUUCAUUUAAAAGUUUGGCAGUAUUCCUCAUUGUGCAUGAUUUUGUUUGAAGACAUGGAACAGAGAUCGGUGCUGUAGCAUUUCAUAUGAAAUGAAUCAACCUUAAAACAAUAGUUUGCCCAGUAAUGGAAAUUCUGUAAUUUAUUCAGCAUGCCUUUCGACUCAUUCCACAUAUGACUUGCUUCUGUGGAACACAAAAGAUAUUCAGGAAUGUUCACACCAUGCUCUUCCAUACUAUGAAGCUUAAAGUGACCAAGUGCUGUCAAGCCUCAAUAAUGACCUUUUGAAAGCACCACAAAUGUAUGCCAAUAUGACUUUCACAAUAAAAUUAAAAGUCUUCAAAAAUAUAGGAAGUCAAAUGUUCACUUGGUGUGUGUGGACAGACUAAAAUUUUUUGUUCUUUGAUAAUUUUCUCUGCAAAAAUGAAUAUAAUCAAUGCCUGAAUUAAAUUUGAGAAUAUAGUUUCAGUAAAGAAAGACUUAUUUUUGUCUGUCCGUUGCACAAAGCUGUCAAAUGGCUUUAGAAGACUUAGAAAAUAAUGCACAAGUUUUAUGGACUAGGUUUUGUUACUAUAUUUUGCUUUUAUUAAACUUUUUGGAGAUUGACAGUCCUUACUCACUUUAUGCUUUUAUUUCAGAAAGUGUGAAUAUUCAAAUUCCUUUUUAUUUCAGCUCUGUAGGUCCAUACAAUGCAAGUGAAUGUGUGCCAAAAUGUUGACACUCCAAAUAGCACAUAAAGGCAUCAUAAAAGUAAUCCAUAUGGUUAUCCAUAGAUUUGGGUAAAAAACAGAUAAAUAUUUGUCCUUUUUUUUCUUUAAAUUCUUCUCGCUGCCUUGGAGGGGCAGUAUGCACAAAGAAUGAAAAAGUGAUCUGUUUCUCACUCGCAUAUCAAAUCACUUCUGAAUAUAUAGAUUUAACCACUAGAGUCUUAUGGUUUACUUUUAUGAUGACUUAUGUGAUUUUUGGAGCUUCAAAAGUUUGGCACCCAUUCACUUUUAUUGUAUAGACCAAAAGAGCUGGGAUGGCAUAAGGGUGAGUAAAUGAUGAGAGAAUUUUUGUUUUUGGUGAACUCUAUUCCUUUAAAAACUUUGGUAGGAGGAUUGAUCUCAAGUGAAUACAGUAAAAAUUAGGCAAAGGUCUGGCUAUGCUAGACUAAGUACAUAGUAAUAUGUUUAUAUAUAUAUAUAUAUAUAUACUGUAUUUCUUUUAUU
Xyrauchen texanus (razorback sucker) is the source of this 2428-nucleotide messenger RNA. Its product is annotated as borealin-like. The record is from RefSeq and is a predicted model, not a curated record. The transcript has 11 exons. NCBI's taxonomy places the organism in Eukaryota, Metazoa, Chordata, Actinopteri, Cypriniformes, Catostomidae. Gene Ontology annotation, biological process: mitotic sister chromatid segregation. Gene Ontology annotation, cellular component: chromosome, centromeric region; spindle midzone; chromosome passenger complex. The coding region runs from base 115 to 951 and encodes 278 amino acids.